Molecule: messenger RNA, 1091 nt
Organism: Vitrella brassicaformis
Lineage: Eukaryota; Vitrellaceae
Source: the annotation of a GenBank genome assembly
GUGCGCGUUCCUUCGCCAUCGUGAAGCCAUGGUAAGCUUUGGACAGCUCACACAAAGAUCAGGAGAAACCAAGAUCGAAACGCAGCGAGGGCGGUGGAGGGAGGCAGGUGUCUGGUGGAGGCAGGACAGGAGGCAGGGGGAGGGAGGGAGGGAACAGGGGGAGAGGCAGCGAGGCAGAUCCAGCGGCGCACACCGACAGACAGACACAGAGAGGCGGGCGGUCGUGGAUGUGGGUGUGUUCUCGCUCUGGGAGUCUGUCACAUGUACGGCGCUGCGGUUGUGUCGUGUGUGAUGUGUGAUGUGUUGUGUUGUGUUGUGUCCCCAGGUGAACAUUCCGAAGACGCGCAACACUUUUUGUAAGCACCCCAAGUGCAAUAAGCACACGCCGCACAAGGUGUCGCAGUACAAAAAGGGUGAGUAAUACGCUACACACACAGCACACAGAGCGACCACACCACACCACACCACACACGAAGGCGGACCUCUGUGUGUGACUGACUGACUGAUGUGUCCUGUCUGUCUGUCUGUCUGUCUGUGUGUCAGGCAAGGAGUCUCGGUUUGCCCAGGGUAAGCGUCGGUACGACAUGAAGCAGGCCGGCUUCGGAGGACAAACCAAACCCAUCUUCCACAAAAAGGUAGGGAGGGAUGCCAUAUGGCAGGCACGCAACACACACCCACACACAUAGCCAGCCAUUGAUGGGGGGAGUGAGAGCGAGGGCGGCUCCACACAUGUCUGUCUGUGCGUCCCUGUGUGUGUAUGUGCGUCAUCUCACCAGGCCAAGACGACCAAGAAGAUAGUGUUGAAGUUGGAGUGCACCAAGUGCAAGGUGAAGCGGCUGCUGCCCAUCAAGAGGUGCAAACACUUCGAGCUGGGCGGCGACAAGAAGAGCAGAGGAGGACCCAUGUACUAGACCAACCAGGCCGCGUCGUCAACCGACCAACCGAAGGGCGGGCUGUCUUGGUGUCACGCAGUGGGUCUGGGUGUGUGUGGUGGUGGUGGUGGUGUGCGUGGCCAAUGUGAGAGGGAGUGCGUGGCCCAAUACUGUCGUGCCGUGCGUGGUGCACAGUAGAUGGGUGGAUGUGGACGGACG